This is a messenger RNA of Peronospora matthiolae, 1164 nucleotides long. Lineage: Eukaryota; Oomycota; Peronosporomycetes; Peronosporales; Peronosporaceae. The record is from the annotation of a GenBank genome assembly.
AUGCGUCCAACCAUCAAACGGGAGCGUGCCCUCACCGCUGCACUACCACCACGUCCAUUAUCACGUCGAUCCACUGUCGCAGCCAGUCGAGACCUUCAAAUCACGGGCGUAACUCGUCGAAACACGAGUUGGCAGUACCACAUCGAAGUGCUGGACGUGCGCGCGUGCAGCUUCCGGAGCGGCACUUCGACCGCUUCUGGGCUGGAUUUAAGGCUGCAAAGUCGCCGAAAUACCGAUCCAGAAACUGCUGGUAGAGAGUCGAGUCAAGGGUACCCAGAGCUGCCGCCGAUGGUGCGAUACACCGUCAUGAGACGAUACACUGACUUUCGUCGGCUGUACAAUUACUUGGUGGAGACCCAUGGCUUGGCACUGCGCGACGCGCUGCCAAAGUUCCCAGACGGAGGAUGGAUCUCCUAUCUGCGUGGAGACGACCCGAGAUUGCUGUACCAUCGACGCAAGAGACUGGAACGUUUCUUACGAGCUGUCGAUGCUCGUCCAGAGCUUCAGUGGAGUGCAGCCUUUCGGGCGUUUCUACGUCCAGACCUUGAUGAUCUCGCUACUAUGGCCACCGGCUCGACACUGCCAGUGCCGGUGCUGUUGACGAGCAAUUUGACGACGAUUGCUGCGUCGAGUGGCUGCAGCAAUAGUGAUAUGGACACACGGCCUCCACCGCCUCCGCCCCUCUCGGCUCCGUUGUCACUGCCAGCUCAAAUUGGACUGGUCGCAAGCUCCAACGUCAGUACUGCACCGCCUGCGAGCGCAUCGGGUGGCUACAUCUCGCUGUCGCAAAUCAGGUCUCCAGAGAUUCGCUUUCGGAAGAAGAUCAUUCCGGGAGGUGCUCAGCCACGUGGCGAUUUGAAGCGGCGGCGAUUGCAUCUCUACAGUCACGACGCAGACGACAUGGACGUCGAUGUGCGUAAAUCUUCGGCCAAGAAACAACUUGCGAUGGCGCUUAGCGGAGCGCUUGGCUUCAAACGCUUCGUUGUAGGGGUCGGCAGUGGUGUCAUUGGGACUUUUGGCCGCAUGGGCAGCGAUCGAUCGGAUUCGGUCGAUACUGCAGAGUACCACGAUGACAGUGACACAGACGAAGAGAGGGGAUUGAGCGGAAGUGUGCGUGACCGAAACGCGGACUUGAUCAAGAUGCUAUCUAGCGGGGGCAGUUAA